Molecule: messenger RNA, 1491 nt
Organism: Oikopleura dioica
Lineage: Eukaryota; Metazoa; Chordata; Appendicularia; Copelata; Oikopleuridae
Source: the annotation of a GenBank genome assembly
AUGAAGCUUUUUGCACUUGCCGCAACCGCAACGGCUUACAGCUAUUCAAGCUACUCUAGCUCCUCCAGUUCUUCCUCCAGCUCCUCUAGCUCCUCCAGCUCCUCUUCUAGCUCGUCUUCUGGCUUCUAUACUCCAGACUACACUUGGGGCAACAAAGCCUGCUACCAUCAUAUCACGAACGACACGACGAUCACUACCCCCGGUUGGCCCUUCGACUAUGGCAACAACCAAGUUUGUGAGUGGGAAAUCGACGCUGGCGAUGUCUACGGCAUCAUGAUCACUAAACGAUCCUUCGAUCUCGAGUAUCAGUACAAUUGCAAGUAUGACUCUCUUCUGAUCGCGACUCCAGAUGAUUUCGACUCUGACGGAACACUCAUCAACGGCGACAUUUACUGCGGCACGAAUGAAAACCGAAAACGACGAGAUGCGACGAGCGAAGAAGAUGCAAGUCAAAAAUCAUCGCCUACCUAUCGACUCGGCGUUGAUCCUAAUUUCAACAUCUAUCACGACGGUUUUCCUUCCCACCCCGUUUUCAUCCCUGGAGGACAGGCCCGCCUUGCUUUCCAAAGUGAUUACUCGGUUUUUCGAGAAGGAUUCGAGCUAGACAUCCGCGUCAUCGAAACCCGACCACCAAUCGUCUGCCCUAACAGCGACUGGGUACCAAAUUCCUUGCUUACCGCCUGUAUCCCAAGAGCUUCGACUGUCGAUUGCGAUUCCACCGUGGUCACCAUCACCGCUCACGUGAACCAUCUUUACGCUAAUCUCCCCCGCUAUCGAUGGGAAGACGCCCGACUCAACAUCGGAGACUGCGAAGGAGAGAAUGCACCAUCCGCAGCUGGCUGGAUGACGGAAACAUUCGACUUAGGAGAAUGCGGCGGGGUCAUGACUCAAGCCGCGGAAAUCGCCGUCAACUGGAACGCUACCGGCCCCGCUAGCCUCCUCGAGACGGAAGGAAUCUUCAUUACUUCUCCUCUUGGCUUCAAAGCAGAAUGCGUCUACGCAAGCGAAGUGAACCUGAACGCCGACGCGAUUCAUGUCGACCAAUUUUUGAACGAAGUCGAGACCGUUGUUGAUACAAGCAACUUCGACGAUUACUUCAGAUUGAUCAUCUCUGGCGAACCGGGCGGAGAUGAAACUCAUGAUAUCAAUAUUGGUGAAAUGCUUUACGGAAGAGUCGAGUCUGACCUCGACCUCAGCCCAUAUCACUACGAAUACCAGCUCGUCAAAUGCACCGCCUGGAACAACACAGAACACACUGGCGUCUCUCACGAGAUCUAUCCCUAUCACUGCGCUCCCUCGACCGCUGUUGCUUUCGAUCCAGUCGACACUGAUGGCGGUUCCGGCGACGCUAUCGACUUUGAAUUCAAGAGUUUCACCUUCGACCAAUAUGAUGACUCCCUCUACGUGACAUGCGACAUAAAAAUCUGCGUCCAAGCCCCAUCCGGGGAAUUUUUGAAUGAUAACUGCUUCCGAGGACCUUGUGAUGAAUAA